Didymodactylos carnosus is the source of this 2397-nucleotide messenger RNA. The record is from the annotation of a GenBank genome assembly. NCBI's taxonomy places the organism in Eukaryota, Metazoa, Rotifera, Eurotatoria, Philodinida, Philodinidae.
AUGGCAACGCUUAAAAAACAACUUAUUACAUUCGAACAGAAUGUCGGUAGUGUGUGGCAAACAAUUAGAGCAAUGAUGAUUAGAAUUGAUCAAAAAUUUGCUUCUUAUUUAGCUGAUACGUGUUUACAUUUAGAGGACUUGUCUCUAGCUGAAGUUUUUCUAGAACACCAUCGAGUAUUUUCAAUCUUACAUAAAUUAUGUUCGUGUUUAAUUGGUCGUUUUGAUAAAUUGAAAGAUUCUGAAUAUGAUCUCCUGUGUCUGAUUGCACUGUUAGAUAUCAAAAUUCUGAACAACGAGUGUAUUACAAACCGAGAACUACUUUAUGAUACUCUCUAUAUGGACUUCAAUUUGGGAUAUAGUGACCUUAUCAUUCUGUUCGAAUGUUCAAGUAUCAAGUCAAAAAACUUAGCUUACUUAUGGCUUGAAGUGCUGAGAUACAUUCAGUAUCGAAUUGGUAGUGAGAAAUCAAAUGCAUGGGAAGUACGGUCAGAUUUCAAGAAGCUAUCCGUCUAUAUUACUGAACAACUGAAAGAGUGUGUCUUCGAGGAUGACGCAAGACGUUACGGUUCUUUUCUAUUUUAUAUAGCACAUUCGCCUUAUGACAGGACAACUCCAGUUGACGAAACAGUUCUAACUCAUUGUCGUCAGUUUAUUUGUUCCAAAAUGAAAGAUAUUGAUCAACUGUCCUUCGACGUUUUACGAUGUUUCAUUGGAGGUUUGUGCUUUCUAAACAACAGCUCCACUAGUAAGAAUUUGAGAAAUUACGAUGAAGAAUAUCACUUAUUACUUUUAUCAAUUUCACAGAAAGAAAAGUAUCAACAACAACUGCUUUCAAAGAAGCUAAAUGAUGAAAUCUUGUUACUUCAUAGUAUUGUCAAAUAUUUUGCGAAAACAUAUACUUAUCAUAAAGAAGCCAAAGCACUACUUUUAACUAAAGCAGAAGAACUUCUUGUUUUGCUUAAAAUUACUACGCACCAACCAACUAAAUACCAUCUUUGUUAUUUACUUUUAAUGGUAGUUAAUGAAAAAACUUCUGCUGAUGUGGUGACACUAUGUUUUGAAUUUAUUGAAAGUAUGACAGCAACAGUAAAUAACAAGGAAAAUGGAUAUGCCAUAAAAACGUCUAAACUUCUUAAUGAACUGAGUGCGGCAUGUCAGCGUUGUGAAUCAGUCAAAGUUACAGUACUUAAACUUAAGAAAAUCGAUGUUAUAUUAAGGUUAAUGGAAAAGAUUGAAAACCACUUUCACGGUAAGGCCGCUGGUCCAACUUCUCAAGAUCUUUACGAUGCUUGCAAACAAAAUGAUAGUUCCACUGUUCAAAAAUUUCUUCCACUAAUGACAAUCGAAAGUAUAGAUCGACCAGUGACAGGUGGAAGUACAUCCCUGCAUGUAGCAGCAUACUAUGGACAUAAUGACCUUGUCAAGUUACUUCUCGCUUCUGGUGCAUCAGCUACACAACGUAAUAUCGCACAUGGUUUAACCCCUUAUGAAGAAGCUCGAACAGAAAGUACAAAAGCGUUAUUUCGCUCGGAAAAUCAGACUUACCGUCUUACAGCUAGCGAUGAUAUUCACAUUGAAUGGUCUUCGAUUUUUCACGACACAUUAGAGAAAGCAACGUAUAUCCGACAGAAACUCUUACAGUUUUCGUCUGUUUACGAUCAGAGCAGAUAUGGACCUAGAUUUGAACUACAAGCACUAGUGACAGGAAUACACACUUACAUUGAUACUUUACCUCUACUUAAGCGUGAACCAGAAAUCGUGAAAAAUUUCUUUACCAAGUUUUUCGAAACAAAUGAUCCAACGUUUAUUCUAAAAGCAUAUACAAGCCCAAACACUAGCUUUUAUAAAUAUUUAAAUCAACACAUUGCAAUGUAUGCUGUUGACUUUUUCGAUUUUUCAACUGUUGAUCUCAGUGUUGAUUACAGAAUCGUAAGGGUCAUCCUCGAUAUCAUAGCCAUUAUUAUGCACGGCAAAGAAUUUCACAGAUUUCGAUUUACAAACCAAGAAACUUAUCGUGGCAUGUUAAUGACCGAAGAAGAUUUGUAUAAAUACAUUGUUGGUUCAACAAUAAUGAACAAAUCAUUUUUAUCAACCACAUUACGAAGAGAAACUGCUGAGACGUGGAGUGGUGGUGACUUAGAAAGUUUCUUAAGGAAAACACCCGAUCAUAAACCCAUUCAUAUUGCAACUCUGUGUACGUAUAUAGUGAAGAAUUUGGAAACAGCUUUGGACAUACACACUUUGUCAGAAGCGUCUGCAGACGAUGAGCAAGAAGUACUGAUUUUACCAUUCUCAGUAUUUGAAGUGAAGAAUGUUAUACGAAAAGCGCCGAACAAGGUUGAAAUCGUAUUGGAAGAAUAUGUGAGAGAUCAGACAUUCUUGAAUCUAAGCUUAUAG